AUGAACGAUACUCUCUCCGUCCUAGCUUCACAUUUCAUUGGAGUCAUCAUCUCUAGCAUGUUCUAUGGCUUCACUCUCGCCCAGACCUGGCGGUAUUUCCGAACUUAUCCAAAAGACAGAUGGUCUAUGAAGGCCUUGCUUUUCUGUGGGCCUUGGACACAGCACAAGCUCGCCCUUGUCGCCGCAUCAAUAUAUCACUAUACCAUAGUUUGGCAAGGUGACAUCACGAUGUCAUCGCAUGUAUCAAAAACAUUUGAGGCAUCAAUGGGCAUUACUUCAAUAAUGGCUUUUUUGGUGCAAUUGACAUAUGCUCACCGUAUAUGGCGACUUAGCUUUGGAAACAUUCUAGUCACAUUUUUCAUAGUCCUUUUGGCAUUGGCUGCACUAGGAUCUGGUGGAGCAAUGGUUCUCGAAAUUGUCCGUGAUCCCCUGUGGGAUAGCACUCACGUCAGCAACUUGCCCGCUUCUAGUUUCUACUUGUCUUCGAUGGCGUGUGACUUCCUCAUUGCCGCUACCCAAGUGUACUUGUUUCACAAGUCCCGAACCGGGAUAGGAAGACUCGGUGGUCUCAUCACCAGAUUGACCGUGCUUGUUGUCAAUGUGGGCUUGAUAACUGCUGUAGAUGUCACACUAUUUCUCAUACUGUUUCUCGUCUGCCCCCGCAAUGGCGCCUUUCUUGUACCAUACAUCCUUAUGAGCCACUGUGCGCCUCCCGCUUUAUCUUUCAUCAUAAACUUAUCCACCCGCAUUGUAGGUUAUCUAAAUAGUUUCCUCAGUGUUCUUAACUCUCGUCUUGAGCUACGGGAACUGGUCGAUAACGACGACUACGCCUGUCCCAGCAUCUACACCAUUGCUUCAGAACUGGCAUGA
Suillus subaureus is the source of this 870-nucleotide messenger RNA. RefSeq lists its product as uncharacterized. NCBI's taxonomy places the organism in Eukaryota, Fungi, Basidiomycota, Agaricomycetes, Boletales, Suillaceae. The transcript has 20 exons. The coding region runs from base 1 to 870 and encodes 289 amino acids. The record is from RefSeq and is a predicted model, not a curated record.